Messenger RNA from Hyposmocoma kahamanoa, 2476 nucleotides. RefSeq names its product mitochondrial carrier protein Rim2 (gene Rim2). The record is from RefSeq and is a predicted model, not a curated record. The coding region runs from base 1 to 996 and encodes 331 amino acids. The transcript is spliced from 8 exons. Gene Ontology annotation, cellular component: mitochondrion; mitochondrial membrane. Gene Ontology annotation, molecular function: pyrimidine nucleotide transmembrane transporter activity. NCBI's taxonomy places the organism in Eukaryota, Metazoa, Arthropoda, Insecta, Lepidoptera, Cosmopterigidae. Gene Ontology annotation, biological process: pyrimidine nucleotide import into mitochondrion; mitochondrial transport.
AUGGCGCUGAUGACAGAAUACCCAUGUCAAGGGGAUGUCAAUCUGGAACGGCGCCAUUGCCAUUGCACUAAGCGAGUUUGCUCCAGGAUUCCUAAACAUCAGGAGGCCAAAUGGGGCUACAGACGUACGAUGGGUGCGAUGUUCGCAUACAGCAAGCAGGGAGAUCGCAUGCUGAUGUCGUACAAUUGUCAGGUACAGCAGUGCGCACGUGCCGGCCACGCUAGGAUCGCCACCAGGAUGAGUCUUAUCCAAUGUAUCAGGCAUAUCGUGCAGACCGAAGGUCCGAAGGCGUUGUUCAAAGGAUUGGGGCCUAAUUUAGUGGGAGUGGCUCCUUCGAGGGCUAUUUACUUCUGCACAUAUUCACAGGCUAAGGCCAUAUUGAACCAACAUAUAUCCCCAGACACGCCAAUCGUGCAUCUAUCCGCAGCUAGCGCUGCAGGAUUUGUUUCCUGCACGAUGACAAAUCCAAUAUGGUUUGUAAAGACACGACUCCAACUGGACGGACAAAAUGUAACUGCAUUGCAAUGCAUAAAGAGGAUAUACACCAAAACGGGCAUAAAAGGCUUCUACAAAGGCAUAACAGCAUCAUACAUGGGUAUUAGCGAGACAGUGGUUCACUUUGUCCUGUAUGAGGGAGUAAAAGCUCGGUUGAUAGCCGCUAGGAGCCUGGACGGAGUGCCCAGCGACCAGCGCUCCCCACGGGACUUUAUCGAGUUCAUGGGUGCUGGAGCCUUUUCCAAGACAGUCGCUUCGUGUAUUGCUUACCCACAUGAAGUAGCAAGAACGCGACUGCGAGAAGAGGGGAACAAAUAUCGCAAGUUUUGGCAAACGCUGCAUACAGUUUGGAUGGAAGAGGGAUGCCGUGGAGUUUAUAGGGGCCUAGGUACACAACUAGUCCGUCAAAUACCGAACACAGCAAUCAUGAUGUCGACGUACGAGGCAGUGGUAUAUCUACUUACUACACACUUCAAUAGUUCCUUUUAUGAGAAUACUUAGCUUGCUCUACAUAAUUUCGAAUGUAGUUAAGCAGUACUAAGACAAGGCCAGGAUAUAUUGGCAAAUGAAUGGAAUAUGUCGAUUUAAAAUUUAUUUCUAAAUAACUUUUGACUCUGUGUAAAAAUAACCCAGUAAGCACCGGACAAAAAUAAGUCGUAUAAUAUUGUCAUAAUGUCGCUUUUGUUACAAUUUGCAUUUAGAAUGCGAUAAACAAGGUGUUAAGAAGGCUAAAAAUUAGCCAGUCAAGUUUGAAUUUUCAAAUAGGUACAUUCUUAAGGUCGAUUCAGAUGACAAGCGUUCGCCGCGAGUCGGCUUGUGUGCGCCUACUAUGAUUAAAUUCGUGUAUCUGAACCGGCGACCCUUAACGUAUAUGAAAUAUAAUGUAUCUAUUUUGUCAAAUUGUGAUUCACCAAUCUCACGGUUGUAUCAAAUCCUGUAAUACUAUAAUAAUAUGCGUGUUUACAUUCGCGCACGGAGCUUACCCUAGGGUCGGCAGACUAAAGCACAUAACUCAAACAUCCACAUCGUUCAUUUAAAGCAAUAAGCGACUAAGCACAAGUCUGUCAACCCUAUAUGUGUAUGUAUGUAUGUAUAAUGAUUAUUACUAUUCUUAGAAUGAGUAAAGUUUAUAUUCUUGUUAUUAAAAAUAAGCUGGUUGUCCUUAUGGUCUUGGAUUGUACUUGUUACCGAUAGACGGUAACGAUUUAAGUGACUGAAUUUACAUACGAUUAUUUGUACAUAAUUAUUUAGAUGUAGUUUAUAAAAGUUAGUGAGAAAGUCGUGUUGUUUACAUGGAUCUAAGUGAAUUCAGUACUUAUUCAAAUGUUGUUCCAAGGCAAUUCGUUGAUGUUACAGAUUAUUUUGGAAAUUUAAAAUGGUAGUUUUCCCUAAAAAAAAUCUAUUUUACCUGUUAGGCCCAUUAGGGUCAAGACACACUGCUCGACCGCAAUCGACUGUAAUCUACAUAAAAAUAACAAUUGUUCAUACGAAAUGUCACUUGCGAAUGCCAUCACUUACUAGUUGUGCGUUUUGUGUAUAUGCAAACCCGACGAUCACUGUAGAUGAGUGUGUCUUAACCCGUAUCCACCAGAGCGGAGAAUAGAAGAGACGUAAUCAAUUCAGGCGUUACUUUGCGGAAAUCCACGUUAAUAAGAAUGGAAGUAAAUUAAUUUGCUACUCUCCGAACCCAGUGAAGGUUUAAUCGUGCCAAAUAACUGGUUACUUUUUCAAUAAAUUAAUAAAAACAAAUAAUACAAACGCAACUAUAGUCAGGAAUACCAUCAAAAAUAUAAUCGGCGUGUUUCGCCUCUCUACGAGACAUCCUCUGGGCUUGUUGAGGAGACGUAUUUAAAACAAUCAAUUCAUAUCUUCGCUGAAAAUAACAACAACUUCAAAACCAGAUCAAAGAUCUGCAACAAACACAUGAAAUUCGUGAGGUCCAUUGGUUCGUUCCUUGGCUCAGUUAGUAUAGCGUCUGACA